CGAACGGAAAUGAACUGGAGGUUGCAUUUCACAGUCUCUGCAAGGAAAAAUGUGCUUCAGACUGCCAGUUUACAGAGAUUAAUUGGAUGGAGGUUUCUGGAUCUCUGGAUGUAUGCCCAGCAUCAGCAUUUUAGAAAUUCUUCCAAUCUGACAGCCUGCAAAAAUCUUCCCUUACUUCCAUUAAGAUCUGUCCUCUGCUUUCCUCAUGGAAAACAUUUGCUGCAGAAGACUUCAGAAAGUAGCUUAAAAAACACAACAGACUUGUCUGGAAUAAGGGUCCAGGGAGUAAGGUUCUUGUCCCUAUCCACAUUCUCAAGAGUAUUUUUUGGAAUUGGCCGAGGAGGAAAUAACGGUGGAAAUAAGAAGCUCAACCUAAGAGAUGUGAUGGAAUACAUCCAGAAGAAAGAAUGCCAUAGGAUAGUAGUGAUGGCUGGAGCAGGACUCAGUACUCCAAGUGGGAUUCCAGAUUUCAGGUCUCCUGGGAGUGGGCUAUACAAUAACCUUCAGCAGUAUAAUAUUCCAUACCCUGAAGCCAUAUUUGAACUUAGCUACUUUUUCCAGAAUCCCAAGCCUUUCUUCAGGUUAGCUAAGGAAUUGUACCCUGGCAAUUACAGACCAAACUAUGCCCAUUAUUUUCUUCGACUUCUGUUUGACAAAGGGCUCCUUCUGCGCCUCUACACACAAAAUAUUGAUGGGCUGGAGAGAGUUGCUGGAAUUCCUCCAGAUAAACUAGUUGAAGCUCAUGGCACAUUUGCUUCUGCUACGUGUACUGUCUGUCGAAGAUCAUAUGCAGGAGAAGAUUUCAGGGGAGCAUCACCCUUACCCCACAUCUCUCAUGAGACAAUCCCAGAUCAUUAUCAUCUUUUCUCACAUAACAGUGAAGUUAGCAGUGUGAUUCCUGCAAAAUGCAAGGCGGACAUUGAUAAAGGCAAAGGCAACCAGCCA
This is a messenger RNA of Protobothrops mucrosquamatus (brown spotted pit viper), 945 nucleotides long. Its product is annotated as NAD-dependent protein deacetylase sirtuin-3, mitochondrial-like. NCBI's taxonomy places the organism in Eukaryota, Metazoa, Chordata, Lepidosauria, Squamata, Viperidae. The record is from RefSeq and is a predicted model, not a curated record. The transcript has 6 exons. The annotation marks the transcript as partial. Gene Ontology annotation, molecular function: NAD+ binding.